This is a messenger RNA of Cylicocyclus nassatus, 685 nucleotides long. NCBI's taxonomy places the organism in Eukaryota, Metazoa, Nematoda, Chromadorea, Rhabditida, Strongylidae. The record is from the annotation of a GenBank genome assembly.
AUGGGUGAUCAAUCACAAGAGCACAAGCGUAAGGAUCACGGCUUGAUCUACGUUGAGUGGGUGCGGUUCAGCACAGCCUGUACCUCCUGCACCAAAAGGGACGUUCUAAGAAGGAGUGCCCAGUACGAUGUCUCUUGGAAAAUGGUAAUCUGCCGCGUCCCACCUGCACUUUUGUUGAGCGUCUGUCGGGUAUCUAUAAAGGAAAAACUUAAAGGUUACAAGUUUCCUGAGCUGAAAACGGAAGAUUGCGAGCAGAAAUACAUCUCUGGAUGGGGUCCAGGUGGUCAGAAAGUGAAUACUGCUCAAAAUGCCGUUCAGCUGCGACAUAUCCCAACAGGAUUCGUUGUCAAGGUCCACGAAUCACGCCUUCUUCCGAAAAACAUAGAAAUAGCAUUCGAGCGAAUGAAAUUUGUUUUGGAUCGGCAUAUAAAUGGAGAAAACUGUUAUGAAGAGCAGUACAAAAAGCUACAACGCGAAAAAGAAAUGAAAGCAAAGAAGAGACGGGAGAUGCAGCGAAAUUUGCGCAAGGAGCUUGAGAAGAAUUCAGAGGAGAUUGAAUCAGAAAAGUGACCAUGUACAGUAUCUGUGUGUAUUGUUUUGAACACAACUCAACAGUAAAUCAUCAACAUCGCCUCUGCAGUCAUCAAAUCAAAAUAUAGACCAAAAUUUUGUGAGCAAAUGAGAG